ACUGGUUCUUAAAGCCAUGGAGCACAAUACUGUGGGAAGUUGACAGUAGGCAGAAGUAGACAGACCUCGUCGGGGUUUUGUUUAAACAGCAGUCAUUCGCUGUUUGGGUCACUGGUCUGCAGCGUGAAGUUUUUGAAAAAAGUGCGAUCUGGUGGUUAUUAGACUUCCUGUCUGAACUCACAAGUCCGUCACGCGUCACGAAAAUGAGAAACUUUUACUCCUAAAGGAGCCAGUGAAUGCUUCACUGCUGGAUUAAAUCUCUCUAUCUGUUUAAUGAGAAGAUCACCGAGAUCUUACUCCCUCACUGCUGUAGCUGCACGGAUUCUGCGUUCAGGAUGAACACUGUGUGCUUGAUCACAGUAGCUGGUUUGUUCCUGGCCUCCCUCGGGUCGUCUGCACCUCUUCAUGAUGAUGUGGACAUGGCUGACUUAAUGGCUGUAAACACACUGGAUGGAUUUAAAGUUCACUUUAGCUGGCGCAACAUUAGCUGUCCGGUGUGUAAAGCUAUCUUCACCGUGGUGGACAUUGCCCUUUUGAGUGACACGAACAUGGAGCAUGUGGCUCGAGCAGUAGGAGAAGCCUGUGUCCAUUUGCACUUGGCAGACGAAAAUGUGUGCCGGGAAAUUACGGAGCUCUUCCGUGAUGACUUCAUUCGUGCCCUCCAGGAGUCUCUGCUCUGGCCCUCAGAGGCCUGUGCCUUACUCGUGGGACCCUCAUGUGGCCAUUUUGACAUCUAUGCCCCCUGGAACAUCACCCUGCCCCGUGUUCCCAAACCUCCAGUGAUCCCUCCCCCUAUACCCAAACCUGGCUCACCUCAAAGCAGGGUGCUCUUCCUCACUGAUAUCCACUGGGAUGCAGAGUACUCAGAGGGCAGCGCGGCCGACUGCAAACAGCCAUUGUGCUGCCGGGACGAGUCUGGUAGAGCCAACUGGAGGCACCGUGCUGCAGGUCACUGGGGUACCUACAGCAAGUGUGACCUCCCAUUGCGUACAGUAGAAAACCUCCUGCAGAAUAUAGCCAAGGCGGGACCCUGGGACUGGGUCUACUGGACUGGGGACAUCCCUGCGCACAAUGUGUGGUCCCAAACGAGGGCACAGCAGCUGAAUGAGCUGACCACCAUCUCCAGGCUCAUCAGGAAGUACCUUGGACCUGACGUUACCGUGUACCCAGCCGUGGGCAACCACGAGAGCACACCAGUCAACAGCUUUCCUCCUCCAUUUGUACAUGGGAAUCGCUCCUCCCGAUGGCUGUAUGACACCAUGGCAGAAGAAUGGGCUCCCUGGCUGCCUGCUCAAGCUCUGGUGACUCUGCGCCGAGGAGGUUUCUACACGGCCCAGGUGCAGCCAGGUCUGAGGGUUGCGUCGCUGAAUAUGAAUUUCUGUGCGAGGGAGAACUACUGGCUGAUGGUGAACUCCACAGACCCAGCGGACCAGCUCCAGUGGCUCGUACACAUCCUGCAGGAGGCUGAGAACAAGGGAGAAAAGGUGCACAUUAUUGGCCACAUCCCCCCUGGACUCUGUCUGAGCAGCUGGAGCUGGAACUACUAUCACAUAGUCAACAGGUAUGAGAGCACUAUAACAGGACAGUUUUUUGGACACACACACUUUGAUGAAUUUCAGAUGUUUUUUGAUGAAGAGACAAUGACCCGAGCAGUGGGGGUGGCUUACAUUGCUCCAAGCGUAACCACUUACGUUAACCUGAAUCCAGGCUACCGUGUAUAUUAUAUUGAUGGUAACUACCCCAACAGCACUCGUCUGGUCCUGGAUCAUGAGACCUUUAUCCUCAACCUCACCUUGGCAAAUGGUUUUCAAAAUAACUCCUCAUGGUUGCCCAAACCUGACCCGGACCCAGCGUGGACAUUGCUGUACCGGGCCUCUCAGGCCUACGGUGUUCCUGCAUUGUUCCCUGCUGACUGGGAUGCUCUGGUCCGAACCUUCUUUACCAAUGACCGCAUCUUCCAACAAUUCUGGUACUUUAUGCACAAAGGCCAUGUGUCGGAGCCCUGCAAGGAUGUGUGUAAGAGCACGCUGAUCUGCUACUUGCGCAGUGGCCGUUAUGACCUGCUAGAACAGUGUGAUCGCAUUGAUGGAGUCAAGAAGCUGAGGGGACGUUCUCUGAGAAAGACUCUCUGCUGAUCAAGUUAGACACUUGCUGAAGUUAAGAAUUCCAAAGCUAGUGUAAACGAGGCCACUUAUCACUAGUGAUUUCUCAGAAUUGGGCAUGUUUCGGUGUUGUUUUUAAAAGUGGGAAUUUCAAUGAGCCGUGUUUUCGGGGUUUCUGUAAUGUGUAAAUAUGCACAUUGUGAUUAUGCUGUUUGUUAUCCAAAGAUCAGCCUGUUUGGAAUCACUGCAUACAAUUUCAUAAUUACUUUACUAAUGCUUGGCACUGACUACUAAUUACAGCUAAAAGUCAUUGUGUGUUUGGAUGAAAUGCCGUGGGUUUUGUGGUAGAGAGAGAGACGUAUUUCUGGUUAGCUAAUAUUGUAGUUAGUGACAGUGCUGUGCAACAAUGAAAUGACAUUAAAAUACAAAAUCCAUUACCUUAAAUGAAGGAAAACUAGAAUGCACACAUAGUCAUGCUAAAACCUCAUGAUAUAAAGGUCAUGGUAUCGAAACUGCACUUGUAUGUACUUUACCAGCUACCUUUGUAGACUUCCUGCUUGUUUCAUAAUGGAGUGGAGUGAUAUGAUUUAGCCUCAGCACCACUGAUUUUAUCAGUGUUUCCACUAUAUUUACUGGGACUGAUUUCAUGUCAAACCAUUGAUUUUCAAAGCUAUAAUGUAAACUUUUCAGUGUACACAGU
This is a messenger RNA of Pangasianodon hypophthalmus (striped catfish), 2802 nucleotides long. It is a transcript of the gene smpd1, whose product is annotated as sphingomyelin phosphodiesterase 1. NCBI's taxonomy places the organism in Eukaryota, Metazoa, Chordata, Actinopteri, Siluriformes, Pangasiidae. The transcript is spliced from 6 exons. The coding region runs from base 237 to 2135 and encodes 632 amino acids. Gene Ontology annotation, molecular function: acid sphingomyelin phosphodiesterase activity. Gene Ontology annotation, cellular component: lysosome. Gene Ontology annotation, biological process: sphingomyelin catabolic process; ceramide biosynthetic process. The record is from RefSeq and is a predicted model, not a curated record.